This is a messenger RNA of Nematolebias whitei (Rio pearlfish), 2107 nucleotides long. It is a transcript of the gene cyldl, whose product is annotated as cylindromatosis (turban tumor syndrome), like. The transcript is spliced from 14 exons. The record is from RefSeq and is a predicted model, not a curated record. Gene Ontology annotation, molecular function: K63-linked deubiquitinase activity; cysteine-type deubiquitinase activity. Lineage: Eukaryota; Metazoa; Chordata; Actinopteri; Cyprinodontiformes; Rivulidae. Gene Ontology annotation, biological process: protein K63-linked deubiquitination. Bases 25 to 2094 code for a protein of 689 amino acids. Gene Ontology annotation, cellular component: cytosol.
GCGACGUUAAGUUAUAAUAUUGAUAUGAACUGCAUGAAAAGCCUGACUCCAAAGGAGGCUGACCUGCUGUUAGCCGUACCUGAAAAAGCCAGGUUGAAGUGGUUCAGAGACAGAAAAGCUGUCCAAACAGCCCUGACACUGAUGGUGGGAACAUCAGUAAAUGUGGAAGAGGAUGGAAAGGAUCUGAGAGGCAUCGUUUGCUACAUUGGACCAGUGGUUGAGCCAAGUUUUUCCUGCCCCAUUACAGGAACAUUGUUUGGAAUUGAACUACAGGGCGUGGACAAAGGAAAGGGAAACAGCAACGGGAAAUGUCAAAAUAAGAAAUAUUUCACAUGUGAGAAAAACUGUGGCAUUUUUGUCCCGUUUUCCAAAGUCAGACCUGUGGUCCCCAUAUCCUUGAUGCGCACCUUGUCCUCUCAGUCAGAAACCAAAGCACUGUCUCCAGGAGACAGAGUAACAUACUUAAUCGAUGAUAAAUGUCGCCAUGGAAUGGUGGUACACGUGGACGAUGAGGAUGGAAACCCGCAUGUGUGGAUCUCCACUGACACGGAUGCAAGUGGAAAAACAGGAGGAGAAGUUAAAGUUUCAAUAGAAAUGGUUGUUAAAGGAGAAAUACCUUCAGGUCCCGAGAGCGUCCUUGAUACCCCACCAGCCGAACAGCACACUGAUCUGCACCUGGGUCUGAAUUCCAUGGUAGAAGUGUCGUUGAUGACUGGGAACUCGUAUGGAAUCAUCCGCUGGAUGGGCGCUCUGCCUGGACGUGAUGAUAGGAUGGUUGGACUUGAGCUGGAAGAGGAAAAAGGAGUGAGUGACGGUACCUUCAAAGGGCAGCGCCUUUUCACGUGUCCUCCAAAAAGAGCUCUGUUUGUGAAGCUGACGUCGUGCCGCCCCGACUCGCGCUUCCAGAGCGUAUCGGCCAAUCCAGAGGAGGAUGCAGAUUACGGCUCGGGGAACCUGGAGGUUUUUCCUCCAAUCAGCACCGAGCAGGUCAACGACCUUCUGAUUGGACGGAUGAGGGGGAUCCAGGGACACUGUAACUCCUGCUACAUGGACGCCGCUCUCUUCGGUUUGUUCUCCUGCUCGUCUGUGUUGGACUCCAUGCUGUUUAAAUGUACAGCGCCUCAAGAUGCUCCCAUUCAGAGAACGCUGCUCUGUGACAUCGUCAACCCCCUCCGCAGUAAGGGCUUCGUGGAGGGGCGACACGUCAUGAAGUUCAGGCAGCAGCUGCAGAAACACGGCUACAGUCACUCUUUCACCACGGAUGAGAAGGAUCCAGAGGAGUUUCUGAACAUUGUCAUGCACCACAUCCUGGCUCUGGACCCUCUGCUCAAACUAUCAGCUGCGGGCAAAGUGCAGGAGAGCUACUGCUACCAGAUCUUCCUGGAUCAGAACCACAGGCUGAUUCUUCCAACAGUCCAGCAGCUCCUGGAACAUUCCUUCCACAGCGCAGGACUCAAGCUGGCAGAGGUACCGUCCUGCCUCAUCCUCCAGAUGCCUCGCUUUGGCAAGAAAUUCAAGAUGUUUGACAAAAUCAUCCCGUCUCUGGAGCUGGACAUCACCGACCUCCUCUCUGAGGGUCCUCAGCAGUGCAUCCUGUGUGGAAACCUGGCCGUAGAAGAGUGCACCGACUGUUUUAAAGAACUGGUUUUCAGCCCGACGGGAUUCAAAGUCUUCUGCAAGACGUGUUCGGCUCAGGUGCACUUUCAUCCCGAGCGCCGGUGCCACCAGCCCGCCCCUCUGAACAUCCCCAAGGGUUACCUGGGCCGCGGCAUCCCUCACAUCCUGACCCGAGACCGGCUGGAGCUGUUCGCCGUGCUCUGCAUCGAGACGAGCCACUACGUGUCCUUCGUCAAGCACGGGCCCAACAAACACGACUGGAUCUUCUUUGACAGCAUGGCCGACAGACAAGGAGAAAUAGACGGCUUCAACAUCCCGGAGGUCCAAGCCUGCCCCGAGGUGGGCGUGUACUUGGAAAUGUCUCCCACCGAGCUGGCCAAUCAGACACCGCGAGACAUGAAAGGUUUGGCGAAGCGUCUCUUCUGCGACGCCUACAUGUACCUGUAUCAGAGCCCCAACAUGUGUCUUUAUCGCUGAGGGGACGACGCGC